AUGCAAAUUCAACUACUUUCAAACUUUCUUAAUGGGUUUUGGUUUUUUGGAUACAGGCUGGACAAAACAAGUCGUGUGUUUCUGGAUGAUGCUCUCAACACGGACAACAUCCAAACGUAUGACGAGGCAGCCAUUGCUCGUUGGCUGGUCACUAUCCUGAUGUUGUGGUUGCUAGCCCAAGUUUUUGCCGCAGUCUUUGUCCAUUUCAUCAUCGAUCGUAUUGGUUCGCAAACGUGUUUUCUGGGUGCUGCUGCCUCAGUUUUCAUUUCAAUUUUUGUUCAAGCUAUUGUCGGAGCUCCUCAUAGUCUUCACAUCUUCAUCGUGGACCACUUCAGUACUUCUUUCUUUUCGAAAGUAUCUGAAAUUGCGGGGAACAAAUUUUGUCAAGAACUACUGGUGUCAAGUCCAUUCUUCGAACGAUUUUUCAUUUUCUUCAUCCCAAGAGUCUCGGGAAUGCUCUUUUCAACCAUUUUCCACACUUUCUGUUCUCAACUUAUGGAACUGUUGCAAUGGUUCCAGUCGUUUUGGUCUGCUACAGUGUGGUUGUACAUGAACCAAGCCCCUUUGAAUUAUAUCACAGAUCCCAUCAAGAGAUGGCUCGGAAAGCUCUAUUGAAGAUUGAUCCACAGUUGAACGGCAAUGCCAACCUUUUCCAGGAGUACUUCGGAAGGCUUCAAAUGACAGCCGAUAAUUUCCGAAUGAUGUUCUUGGAAAAACUUUCGUUUUCUUUUGUCAUAAGUGUGACGUCGUUGUUCAUAAUUGAAGAAGGUCUGGAAGUGUUCAAGAAUGUGUGGCCUCACUCCUCAUUCCGCAUGUGGCAACUCGUCACCAUUCUGGCCAUCAUCCUAACCAUCACUAAAAACAACAACAACGUGCUAAGCGAUUUAAAGGAAGAGGAGUUCAGCUCAGAAAUUCUGAACCUGCAGCUACCAAAUCAGCUUAAGAUGGCUGCUCAUCAAUUUCUUCAUCUCGAGCCAUAUCCUACGAUACUUUCUAAUGAUGAUCGAUUUACAACUCCAAUCAACAAAGAAAUCGCUGCAGCUGUUGAAACACAGAUAUUCGAGGAGUUGCAAAUCUCCACAGCAGCAGAACACGAACUCAAGGAACUAAGUGCGAACGAAAUCGAACUGUUCUUCAACGAAGAACACACAAAGCAACUUCGUCAACGCAGCUCUCAAUCGAGCGGAGCCAAUCUUCCUCACCGUCAGUGAUCAGUUCGCAAUGCUCCAGCAGCGACGAAGGAGCACAGAAAGUUCAGAGCACCCUCAUUCCGAAAAUGAGACGUCAACGGAUGACAAAGGCCCAAAUGAGUCUAAUGACCGAUGAGGAAAAGGUCGAGAGGAGAAAGAAUCAAAAUCGCAACUAUUCGAAAACGCAUGUUCAAAAACGGAAUCGUGGUAAAAUGGAGUUGAAAGAGAUGAACAGCACCUCAGAAGAACGUCUUCACCAUGCUAGGAUUCGAAAUGCUUCACAAGAAGAUUAUCUUGUGAAUUGUUUUGAAAACCGCACAAUAGACGGAAAUCUUGGAGGUGUGGAAGAAUUGAAAAUGGAAUUGGAAGGUGCUAAACAAGAAACAAUACAACGCAUUCGACUAGAAAAUUCGGAUGAUUUGGAGAAUACUCAAAAGAUGAUAGAAACAGCCAAAGCCAAAUUCGAUCAGCUACGUGCCAUAAAUGGAAUGCCGGGAAUUGCUCAAAGCACCUUCGACUCUCGAAAGUCACGAGCAAAAACGGCUUACGAGAUAGCUGACUAUCAGCUGAAACUUAAGCAAACUUCAAAUGCACUUCAAGAACUAGAUGCAAUCAGUGGAGUUCUCGAAAACAUGAAAAAAAGACUUAAUUGGUAA
Molecule: messenger RNA, 1846 nt
Organism: Caenorhabditis elegans
Lineage: Eukaryota; Metazoa; Nematoda; Chromadorea; Rhabditida; Rhabditidae
Source: the annotation of a RefSeq genome assembly